Messenger RNA from Plasmodium malariae, 1221 nucleotides. Its product is annotated as conserved Plasmodium protein, unknown function. The transcript has 2 exons. NCBI's taxonomy places the organism in Eukaryota, Apicomplexa, Aconoidasida, Haemosporida, Plasmodiidae. The coding region runs from base 1 to 1221 and encodes 406 amino acids. The record is from RefSeq and is a predicted model, not a curated record.
AUGCGGUUAAUUCCAUUUGUUCUUUUUUCAUUAGUUCAAGCAGUACUAUGGUAUUGUAAAAAAAUAAACUGUUUUCAUGUAAUAACAAAGCAGUCAAGUAGUUUUUUUCGAAAAUAUAAUAUUCCUUGUAAUCCUAUAAAUAGUAAGAACUUAGUUAAGCGUAGGAGAUGUGAAAAUGAUAAGAAAAAAUUAGAACAUAAUAAAUUGUAUUUUUCACAUUAUGACGAAACAGAGAGAGGUGAGAAAGGUACUUCUAACAUUAACUUAAAGGAUCAGGAGAAAAAUGUCGUAAAUGAUAUACAGGGUGUAUGGAAAUUUUACCUUCCUGUAUUUAUAAUGGAUAAGGAAUUUGAAAUGGAAAAGGGAAAUGAACAUAGUGAAAGCCAGGAAGUGGAUAAUAAAGAAGAAACAGACAAUUCGGAAGAUUUGGAUGAUUUCAAAAUGACUAGCAAAAAGGAUCGAAAAGCAAAAGAUGAAGCAAAUGGAGGAGUACGUGAAGAAAUCUCAGACAGUGAUAACCUUGGCAUUCUAAGAGGAGAACGAAUGCACCCUUUACCUAUGUUUGUGUAUAACUAUGAAGAAAUAGUAUCAGCCUCUAAUACCACUUAUGCUUAUUGGUCUAAUGAACCCCUUGAAAAAAAUAUUUAUCAGUGUACGAUUAAAAUUAUCAACAAAAUGAAUAAUAAAUAUAUGAUUAUAUUACAAGGAUAUUUAUUUAUAUCAAAUAUAAAUGCAAUUAAUGAUAAGAAUAUUCGCUUAAUGCCAUGUCAAAUAUUUGGCAACUUAUUUUUAUCUAAUAAUGAUAGUGUAGAAAAGAAGUCGCUAAUUCCACCUAAUAUGAAACUAUAUGAUAAAAAAGGAAAUGAAGUAAAGGAUAUUUUAUCAAUUUUAGAAAAAAAAUUACCAGAGUUUAGAAAAGAUAAAAAAAAAAUUGAUUCAUUUUUGGGCUUAAGGAAAUGGAAGUUUCUUGGAGUUUCGACUGCCUAUAAAAUAGUAGGAGAAGGAAAAAAUAUAUUUAAUAUAAAUCAUUUUUUAACUGGAAAGGAUGAAAAUAUUUUUUAUAAUGUCAUGGACUUUGAUACAGUUAACACCAAUUAUAAUAAAAAGGGGUUUAUACAUUUGAAAGAAAUAUUUAAUUCUUAUUUUGAAAAGCCUUCCAGUUAUGUUCUUUCCUCCAUCAUGGAAAAUCUACAAGAAAAAUCCGUUAACGGUCCCUUUUAA